Molecule: messenger RNA, 342 nt
Organism: Capsicum annuum
Lineage: Eukaryota; Viridiplantae; Streptophyta; Magnoliopsida; Solanales; Solanaceae
Exons: 2
Coding region: 1-342 (113 amino acids)
Molecular function (GO): zinc ion binding
Source: RefSeq, a predicted model, not a curated record
AUGGACUUUAACUUUAAAUAUGCGGAGUCAAUAAAUGGAAUGCUUGUAUCAGCUAGAGAACUGUCAAUUUAUGAAUUUCUUAAGAAAGUUCGAAUACUGUUAGCAAAAUGGAAUUGUGCAAAUAGGCAGGAGGCUUCAUAUUCCUUCACAACACUCAUUGGAAAGUUUAAUGACAUACUCAGUGAGAACGAGGCUUUGUGUACUCGUAUGACGGUUGUACCAGCCACAGAAUAUAUGUACAUGGUACACGACAAACAAAAGCACUUCAUUGUUUGCAUCAAGGAAAAAAAGUGCUCAUGUAAUGCUUUUCAAAUAGACGAGAUACCAUGUGCACAUGCUUGA